AUUUUAUCUGUUAAUGUCAUUGCAGUGUACCACUGGAUCGAGAUGAGAACCAAGAUGCGCAUCAUGGGUUUCCGUGGGGCCAACAUUAAGCCACUGAACGAGGACGCGGCUGCUGAGCUGGGUGCCGAGCUGCUCGGCGAGACGAUUAUCUUCCUCGUGGGCGGCGGGUGCAUGGUGUUGGAAUACACCAGGCAGGCGGCUAACUCGCGUCGCAAGGAGGACGAGCUCAACCAAACGCUCACCAGCCUACAGACUCAAGUAGCCGAGCUGACAUUCACCACAGAGACGCUAAGUGCUCAGCUGAGAGAGGUGAACAGGCAGCUGGUUUCCUUUCCUACCCCCACUAAAAAGUGAUGUGUUUUUGUAAAAGUGGUACGCAAAGGGACAUGAGAACACACGACUGCAACAUGUAAAGCCUGAAGCUUCUACUUCACUGUCACCCCCUCAAGGAGGAAGAAGUGGACAUAACAUCAGGGAGCUGCAUUUUGUAAUCUACGUGUUCAGAGCAACUAUGUAUGCAAAUCAGGGGAUUGCUAUGAUAUUCAUAGUGUAUUUUCUGUGGCUGAUAUUGCAUGCUCAUUACAAAGUGAAAUGACUGGGUAGAGACUUGCAUCAACAAAUUCAAAACAGAAUAUUUCUGAUAACGGCAACCUAUUUGAUAUUUCAUAACUUGGGAGAGGCUUGGUUUAUGAUUAACAUAACUCUCCCAAGUAAUAGAAAAAAGGUCUCAGUCAAUAUCACUGUGAAUCACUUUGCUGGUUUAUGUACAACUGAUAUAAUGAAUGAAUAAUAUUGUAAAAUAAAUACUAUAAUAGAAUUCAUGAUGAAUAAUAAUGAAUUUGUACAAAUUGCUCUGAAAUUAAAAAUAUCGUUGGAUACGCUGCCCUAAAACUAAAUGUUUACACCCAUUUUCUAUAGCCCUCGUCCUCAAAGCUAGUAUUUAAAGUCAUUUGUUUUCCAUUAGUUGUGGAAAUAGAGGGUUUUAGUAUCAUUGCUAGGUUUAAGGACUUGUAUGUUUUUUUUAAGUGACGCAAUAUGGCUAUUUCUGGCGGGUAGCAUCAAAAAUACACUACCCAUAAUUAUUUUCUCCUCGCGUCACUUCCUGUUUACAAUUGUGGCGAGCUACGAGUGAAUCAAAUGCCCUCUUUGUCAUCUGCUGUGAAAACGCUCAUUCGGUACCAGAAGGAGAAAUGAAUUAAACCAAAGACAAUAGAUUAAUUUCAUGUGACGUAUGCAUACAUUAAGUCUGGCUGCGCGCGUAUCUUGGAGGCUUAAAACCCAAAUGUGAAGUAAAGUUGGCCAACCAUG
Hippocampus comes (tiger tail seahorse) is the source of this 1308-nucleotide messenger RNA. Its product is annotated as optic atrophy 3 protein homolog. Gene Ontology annotation, cellular component: mitochondrion. The transcript has a single exon. Lineage: Eukaryota; Metazoa; Chordata; Actinopteri; Syngnathiformes; Syngnathidae. The record is from RefSeq and is a predicted model, not a curated record. Gene Ontology annotation, biological process: regulation of lipid metabolic process. The annotation marks the transcript as partial.